UCUUCAAGGCUCAGGUGUGUUCCUCUUAGCUGGAUGCCAUGUUAAAGUGAAAAUGAAAGAAGUGAAAGAGCAAAUGAAGACAGCCAGGCCUCACAAUCUCAGGGCCUCGGCUCUAAUGCAGUGGGCACAGGAGGCCGCAUUUGAAGAACCCUGAUAUGCCACAAAGAUGUGGAAUCUGCUGAUAUGUGAUAUCUGAGUGAAGAAAAUGUGAACAGUCAGUUCCUGUGAACAACUCCAACUUCUUCAGUCAUUUGCAGUCAUGAAGACCGAGAAGGGAUGGAGCUGCUUUGUGUUUGUGUUACUCCACGUGGCACACGUUGCCUGGACACAGAUGUUUCAGAUUCUUGGACCCCCUAAUGCUGUUUUUGCUCUUGUUGGUGAAGAUGUGACUCUGCCAGCCUCACUGUCACCAGCUCUCAAUGCUCGGGGCUUUGACGUGAGGUGGAUUCAAGGUGAUUUCUUCACACCGGUGUUGUUAUACCGGAAUUCUGAAAUUAUAACAAAGAAUCAAAUUGAAGCCUAUAAGGGAAGGACUGUGCUUUUUCCAGAAGACCUCGUGAAUGGAAAUGUGUCUCUACGACUCCAGGAUGUCCAUGUUUCUGAUAGUGGCCUCUACAAAUGUUUUGUGUAUUCUGGACAAUGGGAAGAAGAGGCUCACUUCACUCUGAACGUUGAAGUCGUUGGCACUCAGCCUUCCAUUUCCAUCAGCACUACAGAGGACCAGCAGACCAGACUGGAGUGCAGCUCUGAGAAGUGGAGCUCUCAACCUAAAGUGACCUGGAGAGACAUGAAUGGUGUAGAUGUGACUUCACAGUCUACCUUAACAGUACAACGGGAUGAUGAGGGUCUCCUCAGGGUGAGCAGCAUCAUCCCCAUCAUGUGGGAGUUUAGCGUGUUCUCCUGUCUGAUGAGAAGUAACACAACCAGACCGGCCUAUCAGUCCAAAAUGGGGGUCUAUGUUUUCUCCCCAAAUAUCUCUGGCUGGUCAGUGGCUUUCUGGGUGUCGUUGGCUCUUUGUGUGGCAGGAACCACACUGCUGAUAUUAAAAUGGAGAAAAAUGAGAGAUAAAUCUGCAAGAUAUAACACCAAAGUUCAUUUCUUUUGUGUCUGGAACCUGCUCAAGGAAACAGAGAUGACACAGCAUCCAGGCUUGAUUCUGAAGUUUUCUAAAGUUAUUAAAGAAUUCCCUCCUAAAGAUCUCAUCAAGAUCACCGAGCACUACAAGCCCCAGCUGGCCUAUGUGAUGAACUUGGAUAUCAGCAGCGUCCUGCAGAGCCUGGUCACCAAGCAGAUCAUCACAAAUGAGGAGGCACGGAGAGUCAAAGCAAAAGAGAAGCACGAGGGGACAGCAGCUGUGAAGUCCUUAAUCAGUGACAUGAUGAAGAAGGACAGAGCAGUGCUGGUCAGCCUGUGGGAGGAGCUGGCUGAAGAAUUUGUGAGAUGUCCAUCACCAAACCUGAGAGGAAUUCUGGACAAGGUGACCGAGCAGGGACCAGACCUCUUGAUGGAGAUCCAGGCCAGCACCAAGAUGCCUUUCCUUGAGCCUCAUAUUAAAGACCUCAGUGAGACACACAGAGCCGCUGUGUCUGAAUCCAUGGGACCUCUGGAUGAUCAGCCUGCAUCUGGAGAUCCAGUCGCUAGCGUGGUGGGCCUUGAGACUCAAUACACAGAGCUAAUGGUCAUCAAACAGGACAUUAAAGAUGAACUGGUGAAGGCUGGGAAGACUCAGGAAAGACUUGAGGAAGAGGGAGCAACAAAGAAUUGUGAGCGAAUCUGGACUGAGCAGCUGUUUAAGAGAAGACCUAAAAGUAAAACACCUCCUAAAACCAUAGUGGUCAGUGGAGUGGCGGGAAUAGGGAAGACCACCAUGGUCCAGAAGAUCAUGUCUGAAUGGGCCAGUGGGACUCUGUACCAGAGGUUUGCAUUUGUCUUCAUGUUUAAAUUCAGGGAGCUCAACAUCCUGGACAAUGAGAAUGAGCUAGAGAUGUCUCUGACCACACUGAUUGUAAGGCACUAUAAACAUCUCACUCAUGACAAACUAAUAGAAAUUCUGCAGAAACCUGAAUCUCUGCUCUUUAUACUUGAUGGACUGGAGGAAUACAAACACAAACUGGACUUCACAGACAGUCAGCUCUGCCCAAAGCCAGAUGAGGAGGUGCCUGUCCACAUCCUGGUCACCAGUCUGGUCAGUCAGACAUUACUGAAGGGCUGUUCAGUCCUGAUAACAAGCAGACCAAGAGCCUUGGAGGCUGUGGACAUAAAGGAAACUGGUCGAUUUGUAGAGAUCCUGGGGUUCUUCCCUGAACAAAGGCUGAUGUACUGUAAGAAGUUCUUUGAUGAUGCUGAUAUGAGCACCAAGGUUUUUCAGUAUGUCAAGGAGAACACCAUCCUGUACUCUGUGUGCUUCAACCCCUCGUACUGCUGGAUGAUCUGCUCUGCACUGAGGAGUCACUUCAUGACACCUGAAAAAGAGCGAGGAGCUGACCCCAAAACUGUCACGGAGAUCUUUGUGAUGUUCCUUCACAACAUCCUGACCAAUCACAGACAAGAAGUCAAAAACCAGCGAAUGAUUCUGGUCAAACUGGGAAAAAUGGCCUAUUAUGGGCUUGAAAACAGGAUUCAUGUGUUUAAUGAGAAGCAAGAGAUGUCCACCUUUGGUCUCCAGACAUUCUUGUCCUCUCCAUUCCUCUCUGGGUUACUGCAGUGGCAAAGCACUGUGGAGCAUGCAACAUACACGUUCUACCAGAUCAACCUGCAAGAGUUCAUGGCUGCCUGCUCCUUCUACCUCGAGCCAUCAGGGGACAUUGAAGAAAUCCUGAAGAAGUGGGACUCAUGUAAAGAUGGCCGAUUUGAAAUUGUUAUUCGUUUCAUGGCAGGGCUGGCUUGGUGUUCUGUGCUUCAAACAGUAGAGAGAAUCCUGGGGAAGUUUGAGGGGAACACAGUAAAGCGCAUACAAGAGUGGGUGAAGCAGAAAGCUAAAAGGACGCUACAAGGUGGAGAUAAAAGUGAAGCUCUGCGAGUUUGUCACUGGCUCUGUGAAACUAAGAAUGAGGAGUUAAUUAGAGACGCCAUUGGGAAGAGUUUAAAGAUGGACUUUAGAAACACAACUUUAUCUGCUGUGGACUGUGCUGUGCUGGCCGCUGUCAUCAGUUGCUGUAAAGAGCUUGAAGUACUUGACCUGUCAUACACACCUCUGACCCCACAGUGUAUCAAGAGAUUGGCGCCGGGGCUCAGAUGUUGCAAUGAAGUCUGGUUGUACUCUUGUGGUCUCACCUCGGCCUGCUGCUCAGCUCUCUCCUCGGUCCUCUCGUCUCCAAACUCACGGCUGACUGAACUGGUGCUGAACUUCAACAACCUGGGAGAUUCAGGGGCUCAUCAGCUGAGUGAGGGGCUCAGGAGUGACAACUGUAAAUUAGAGAAACUGGGGUUGUACUCUUGUGGUCUCACCUCGGCCUGCUGCUCAGCUCUCUCCUCGGUCCUCUCGUCUCCAAAGUCACGGCUGACUGAACUGGACCUGAGCAACAACAACAACCUGGGAGAUUCAGGGGCUUGUCAGCUGAGUGAGGGGCUCAGGAGUGACAACUGUAAAUUAGAGACACUGUGGCUGGAGAACAACCCGAUCAGUGAGAGUGAGAAGAGGAACCUGAGGUCACUACAGGAGAUGCUGAGGAGGUCUGGACGUCAGCUGACUAUCAGUACAUGAGAAGACCAGCAGUGGUGAUCAGACUGACCCCUGUCAGUGACGGAGCCCCCCAUCCACUCCCUAAAUUCUCCUCUUUCUUCUUUUUCUUCUCCUUUCAGCUCUGCUCCUCAUUUUAUAAACUCUCCGUGUCCCCUCAGCCUAUGUGCUCCUCCUUUAACGUCACUUUUAUUUUUAACGCCUUAAGACCCUCUGGGUGACAAAACUCAAGCAGACUCAGACCUGCAGACCCCCGAGUUUCACCACUAGAGGCAGUAAAGCAGUGGGGGUCAUCCUGUAAAAAGACCCCCAAGUCGCCUGUCCCACCGAGGAGCAAAGAGAGGUGGACAGUCCAGCUGUGGGGUGACAGGGGGCCUGAGGCUGUAGUGACACUGGGGACGAGGCUGUGACAAACCCUGGACAGGAUGCUGGUCCAUCACAGGAUGCCAUCAGCGCUUGUCUCCAUCAUCACUCUGUGUCAUUUGAACCCGUGUCUCCUCCGUGUCCCCCAAGUCCUGUCUGCCACCUGCUGGUUGUCCUUUGGUGACAUUUCAACUCCCACAAGGCUCCGUUUUGAUUUUGAUUUUCUUUUUUAUUCCGUUGUCUCCACUUCACCGUCCCCUCCAGUCGUGUCCUUGCACUGGGUCACAUGUUUUGGGCCUGCACCAAAUUAACAUCAUUUUGGACCAAAAUCUUUAAAUGCCUUUCAGACAGCCUUGGUGUCCCAAUCCCUCCUAAUCCAUUAACAGCUGUGUUUGGUGGGCUCACAGAGGGGCUUAAAAUGGAGAAGGACAAACAAACUGUGAUGGCCUUCACUACACUACUGGCACGCACACUUAUUUUGCUCAACUGGGAGAAUCCUAACUCUCCUCUUUAAGUCAGUGAGUAACUGAUGUUUUAUAUUAUUUGAAACUGGAAAAAAUCAAAUUCUCACUUAGAGGAUCUGUGCAGAACUUUUUCAGAACCUGUCAGGAUCUCAUCGAUAAGAUUUUAGAAUAAGCGUUUAAAGCACUGAGGAAGCAAAUUCUCUCCCCUUUUUUAUUUCUUCUAUAUUUAUCUUUAUUCACUUAUUAAUUCAUCUAUUUACUUAUUUUUACUAGCUUUAAGUUUUACUCUUCUGGCCAUGCUCUCUUUCUCAGGGGUGAGGGUUGAUUUGUUUUCGAUCUUAUUUUUGUAAAAAUUGAUUUAUUUGUACGGAAUUUUGUAUGAUUGUAAUAAAAUCAAUAAAAUUGUAACGGCCGACCCCGUAC
This is a messenger RNA of Erpetoichthys calabaricus (reedfish), 4929 nucleotides long. RefSeq names its product NACHT, LRR and PYD domains-containing protein 3-like. Gene Ontology annotation, molecular function: zinc ion binding; protein binding. Gene Ontology annotation, cellular component: cytoplasm. Lineage: Eukaryota; Metazoa; Chordata; Cladistia; Polypteriformes; Polypteridae. The record is from RefSeq and is a predicted model, not a curated record. The coding region runs from base 260 to 3703 and encodes 1147 amino acids. The transcript is spliced from 16 exons.